AUGCAAAAGGUGCACUCAGCCUUUGCACUGCAGCGGCAUGUGGAACGUGCCAUCCGCCUUAUCGCUUCCGAGACGCUUGUCAGCAAAUUGGAGGUGAACAGUAAAGGCAAGGCCGUCAAGGUCCCUCACUCUCUCAACAAGUCCUCGGGCAAGAUCAGCGGCUCUCGAAAGGCGUUCUCGGACACUAAUUUCGGUGUAAUGACCAGGUGCUACAUGACAUCCAUCAACCGCCUGCAAGACUCGGUCAUCCAGGAUAUCUGGGAACGGGCGAAGGAGAUUGCCUUUAAGAGGCGUGGUGCACCCUCCGCUCCAGACGAAGACUCGGAGGAUGAGCGCGCACUCAUAGGGUUCUAG
Suillus discolor is the source of this 354-nucleotide messenger RNA. RefSeq lists its product as uncharacterized. The record is from RefSeq and is a predicted model, not a curated record. Lineage: Eukaryota; Fungi; Basidiomycota; Agaricomycetes; Boletales; Suillaceae. The transcript has 2 exons. The coding region runs from base 1 to 354 and encodes 117 amino acids.